AAACGUUUCUAUUAUAAAGAGAAUGUUACCCAUUCCACAUUUUACAUUAACUGUUAACAUUUCAUUCGGUAUUCAUGGAUAACCAACGAAAUGGCGGAUUUGGCCGAGUUGAAGCAAAUGGUCUUGAGUUUUAGAGUGUCAGAGCUACAUGUCCUACUUGGUUUUGCUGGAAGAAAUAAAAGUGGGAGAAAACAAGAACUUACUCAACGGGCUUUAGCUUUGGUACAGAAAGGUUGUUCUUUGCCAGUUCAAAUAAAAAUUAGAGAAUUAUAUAGACAAAUUUAUCCAGUUACAAAAACGCAAUCAGGUUCCCCUCACAAAGAAAUAAAUAUGCCUGUAAUGCACAGACAUCCAGGGAUUGUUGGGUUCCCCCCUGAAGGUUCAGGGAUAGUAGGGUACCCUCCAGAGGGUCCAGUUGCAGUCGGAAUGGACUAUAGCGCUGCAAUGAACAAUAUGAGAUCUAUCAUCCCCCAGCCUCCCAUACCAGUCAAUCCAGAUGUUAAAUUAAAGCAUUUACCAUUUUAUGAUGUUCUUGCAGAACUUAUGAAACCUUCAAGUCUCAUACCUAAAAAUAAUGGGAGGAUGCAGGAAACGCUUUUUGUAUUUCAUCUGACACCUCAGCAAGCGCAGGAUAUAACUAUGUCAAGGGAUUUCCGCCCGAAUGCUAAAAAUGAAUACACAGUUCAAGUCCAGGUUAGGUUCUGUUUACUGGAAACAACAUGUGAGCAAGCAGACACUUUUCCGUCACAAAUCCAAGUUAGAGUCAACAACAAACCUGCUACGUUACCAAAUGUUAUUCCCACAAAUAAACCCAAUGUAGAACCAAAGAGGCCUGGACGGCCUGUGGACAUCACCAAUCUCUGCAGAUUGUCACCAACAGUUUCUAAUGCCAUUACUGUUGCGUGGGCUGCUGAUUUUACUCGGAGUUUUUGUAUGGCUGUUUAUCUAGUCAGAAAACUUACAUCAGAUAUUCUUCUGACCAGAUUAAAACAAUUUGGAAAUCGCCAUUCAGAUCACACAAAGGCGCUCAUCAAAGAAAAGCUAGCUCAAGAUCCUGAUAGUGAAAUAGCCACUACUAGUCUCAGAGUAUCAUUAAUGUGCCCAUUAGGUAAGAUGAGAAUGCAGAUUCCUUGCAGAGCUAGCACUUGCACACACCUUCAGUGCUUUGAUGCCUCUACAUUCUUGAUGAUGAAUGAGAGAAAACCUACUUGGAUGUGUCCAGUAUGUGAUAGACCCUGCCCUUAUGACAAGCUCAUUAUUGAUGGAUACUUUGUGGAGAUAUUUCGUCAGUCACCAUCCUGUACUGAUAUCAUAUUUCAUGAAGAUGGUAGCUGGUCACCCAUGAAACCACAAAAGGAAUCAUCAAACCAAGUCAUUCUGACCUCAACACCAAAAGUACCAGUUCCUACUUCUACAUCAUCAUCACCUUCCUCGUUAUCUUCUUCAUCGUCAACACACUCAAACACAUCAGCAGCGAUGACAGCGACUCAGCCGGCAGCUGCUAAACCUCCUGAAGCCAAAGGACCAGUGAUUGACCUGACUCUAGACAGUUCAGAUGAUGAUGAUGACUCGGUGAUCCCUAGUGACCCUGUCAGCGUCAGUCCUCCACCAGUCAUCAACCUUGAUACCCCCUCACCAGCACCACUCCCCACGAUGCCCGGAUCCCCUACUGUCAUACUGUCUAAUUCGCAGUCAUCUUCGCCCUCUCCUGCAAUGGUUAGUCAUACACAGUCCCAAUUCCCAACCAGUGCAAGUUAUAGUGGACCUGGUUCACACUCCUCCUCUCAUAGCAGGGACAGCCCCUCUUUAAGUUCUAUAGACAGCAUUCACCCCCCACCCAUAGCACAGGCAUCGCCAUCCAGUACCCUGCAGUCUCAAGCUUUAAAUCUAGAAGCUAUGUCAGAUGCUGAUUUUGAUGAGUUUUUGAAAGGGUUAUCAUGGGGGGUGUAAAUUAAUUAAGAUGUGUAAAAAGAUGUACAGAGAACAAUACAAAGCAAUUUCAUAAGAAUGCAGACUGGAGGUGGUUUUGUAGUUGGAUAACUUAUAUUUGUCAAAUUUCUGUGGAUUGUAUUUGUGUAACUUUUAAAAAAUUAAAAUUUCUUUAUUGGUCUUGACAA
This is a messenger RNA of Physella acuta, 2117 nucleotides long. Its product is annotated as E3 SUMO-protein ligase PIAS2. The record is from RefSeq and is a predicted model, not a curated record. Gene Ontology annotation, cellular component: chromatin. Gene Ontology annotation, biological process: protein sumoylation; regulation of transcription by RNA polymerase II. Gene Ontology annotation, molecular function: zinc ion binding; SUMO ligase activity; transcription coregulator activity. NCBI's taxonomy places the organism in Eukaryota, Metazoa, Mollusca, Gastropoda, Physidae.